AAUGUAUAAUUAUUGUGCCCUAAAUUAUCAUUUUGUAGUGGUGGUGGAUCUUAUGAUGAAGAAGGUGAUGGAAACAAGAUUGGCAUUUGGGUUGAGUUGUCAAAUGGAUUCUACGAUUCAUCACAAACAACUUAUAUUGGCGAAUAUAAAAAUGGUAAGAAAAUAGGUAGAUGGAAUAUUUUUAAUACUUAUGGAGAAAAUAAUGAGAUGUAAAGCUAUUAUAAACUUGAUUGUGUUUAGUGGAUGA
This is a messenger RNA of Paramecium sonneborni, 247 nucleotides long. The record is from the annotation of a GenBank genome assembly. Lineage: Eukaryota; Ciliophora; Oligohymenophorea; Peniculida; Parameciidae.